Molecule: messenger RNA, 1290 nt
Organism: Symbiodinium pilosum
Lineage: Eukaryota; Dinophyceae; Suessiales; Symbiodiniaceae
Source: the annotation of a GenBank genome assembly
AUGACGGCUACACAUUCAGUGAAAGAGGUGCUGGGGGAGAGCUUGAAUGUCUACAUCUCUGGAUUGUUCAAAGCAGAGUACUCCCACCCGUUUAUGAACAUCGAUGCCGUUGUCGUACCAGACAGUGUCAAACCCAUCCCUCCACAGUGGGUCAACGAUGUGGAGCUGGAUGAGUUUGGGGCCGAAAUGGGCGACGUGAUCGGAGAAGGCCCUGUUCUGGCUUGGAGCACGGAGGAGCGCAAACAGCGAUACCAACAUGCCCUUCGCAGACUGGACCUCAAUGAGGAGAUGCUGAGCUCGAAGCGCAUCACAUUGAUGAGCAAAACAGAGCUCGGCCAAGAAAAGAAGCGUGUCAAAGCGGAACUCAAACGCUACGACACUGAUUGGAAGAAACAGUUCAAGGUGUUGCCGAACCACUCCCAAAAGGAGGUGAUGCGACCGCUGUACCUUUACUACAGGCGGCUGAAGAACCAGCUAGCCAGUGCGGACUCGGGUGCUCGAGAUCAAGACAGCGAUGACGACCUCUUGGGAAGGCCAUCUGGACCUGAAAGUGCGCGGUCUGGCAGGCGGCCAAACAGGGAGAAAACAGAGCUGCAGAUCUCCCAGCUUGAGGCGCGGGCCAACUCGCUGCAACAGGAGAAAGGUGUCAUAAGGACAAAGUUGAAGGAGUUCCAAGAGAACUUUCUUCUCCAGCAUCAUCGCAAGAUUCGCUUCCACAAGGACAUCCUGCCCAUCGAGAAGGAGUACAGGAUGUACAAGAACAUCAAAGAGGAGCUGCAAAAGGCCACAACACGGCCCUUCGCUUUCGGGGUGUCCUCCUCCUGGCAGCUGGAUACCUCAGAUGAGCUGAACCCUGUUGCAGCCGUCAUGAGAGGUAUCACUUUGACUGAGACAAAGAUUAUGAUGAUUCUGCUGCUGUUGGGCCAAUCGCUGCUGUCACCGGUCGCCGCGGUGCUGGCGCUGGUGAACUGCCCUAGCUUCGUGAACACUGGCGUCCAAGGCCGCCUUGCGAAGGAGACGGCACUGAGAGCCGAGGCAAAGAAGGCGCCCAAGAAGAAGGCCAAGGGUCCGUGGGUCGGACCAAAGAAGGGAUCAUGGGUGAAGAUCCUGCGCCCUGAGUCCUACUGGUUCCAGCAGCGAGGGCAGGUGGUGAACGUGAACCAGAAGCCAGAAGUCAAGUACCCAGUUACUGUGAAGUUCGACUCAGUGAACUAUGCCAACGUGAACACCAACGGCUAUGCGCUCUGGGAGGUCAUCGAGGCGCCUGCCCCUGGCCCAGGCGAGGUCUGA